Molecule: messenger RNA, 1061 nt
Organism: Hordeum vulgare subsp. vulgare (domesticated barley)
Lineage: Eukaryota; Viridiplantae; Streptophyta; Magnoliopsida; Poales; Poaceae
Exons: 1
Coding region: 212-613 (133 amino acids)
Source: RefSeq, a predicted model, not a curated record
GUUGUCUCGUAAUAAUCUCGCCAUUAAACCCACGAGCUCUCCGAUCCAUUAUUGUACUGCGGGGUUCUUCCAGCAGCCUCGCUACUAAUAAAACGCCACAGGCCGGCCUUCUCUCCGGCAGAGCCAGGUUUCACGUCAGUUUUUGCAUGGUGAGUCACCGCCAGCAUCUCCCCGACCGUAGCUAGGUAGUGAAGGUCGACGGUGGUCAGGAAUGGGCUCGAAGCACCAGCUCGCGCUCCGGCCGGCCUCUGCUGAAACAGGCUGCGGCGGCGGUGGCGAUGGCAGGGUGGCGUCGGUGAGGGAGCGGUCGAGCGUGACGAACGCGUCCUUCAGGGUGUACUACAGCCUGCGCGCCGGCGCCGUGCCGUUCCUCUGGGAGUCCGCGCCCGGCACCCCUAAGAGGAGCGUGGCCGCCGUCUCCCCGGAGUCGCCCCUCCCCACCAGUACAACAGCGACUGGUGGUCUUCCGCCCCUCUCGCCGCCGCCGUCGUGCCAGUCCCCGUUCCAGCGGAAGGAGAGGAGGUCGCCGUGGACUCCGGCGGUGGGAGGCUUCGUGAGGGCGCUGCUCGGUGUGCUUGGGCUCAGGAAAAGCCACCGCCGGCGUCCCGCCUAGUCGUCGUGUCUUUAAACUGCCGACGUUGCAACUUGUGUGUUUGUAGUAGGUUACAUGCUGGCGCCAUCAUUGAACUAACACAGACGGUUAGUUAUGAACACAUGUUUAAAACAAAUUGGUGUUCAUGCAUAAUUAAUUCACUUGUAGGUACAUGUGGUGUGGUACGAGCGGAUCACUUUUGCUCUGUUUUUCUUUAAAACAAUUCGCUUCUGCUUUACAUCUAAUCCUUGUGUAGGUUUUCUGUCGUCUCCAACUGUUCGUCAAUAAUUCCUCCCCGAUAGGGUACUCCAAUAUCAUCUUUUGAUUAUUGGAGAGGGUUUUUUGAAACACAAAGCAAAAGCAAAACCCUUGGCUGGUACCGCGCAAGGCCGCGGCGACGCCACCUCUCCCUCACCGCUCGCGAGGAAGCACUUGGCAAGCGGGUAUCGCCUCUGCUAAUGGAUGGGGA